AUGGAGGUGGUGCUGGCGGACACGCUGCUGUCCCGCUGCGGGGACCGCGCCGCGCUGCUGCGGGCGGUGUGCGCGCCGCUCUCCGCCGAGCGGGCGGAGGCGCUGCGCCUGCUGCUGCAGCGCCUGGCCGCGGGCGGGCCGCCGCCGCCGGGCGAGGCGGAGGCGCUGCGGCGGGCGGCCUGGGAGGUGGCGCUGGAGCGGUGCCGGCCGCUGCUGCGCGGCGGGGACGGGGCAGCGGGGUGCGGGGAGCGGCUGCGGGCGGCGCGGGCGGCGCGGGGCGCGCUGCGGCACUGCGUGCAGCUGUGCGGGGCGCCGCUGGCCGACAGGCUCGCCCGCGACGCGCUGGCCGAGCUGGCGGCGGGCGGCGGGGCGGGCGCGGAGGAGGCGGCGGUGGAGGCGCUGGUGGCGGCGGCGCCGCGGCUAGAGGAGCCGGAGCUGGUGGCGCGGUGCGUGGCGGCGGCGCUGGCGCUGGUGCGGGAGGAGGGCGAGGGCGAGGCGGCGGCGACGCUGGUAGCCGGGCGGCUGCUGCCGGCGCUGGGCGCGAACGGCGCGGCGCUGCCCCGCGUCUGGGAGGGGCUGCUGGGCGAGGGCGGGACGCCGCGGGCCGGGCGGGCGCUGCUGGCGCUGAGCGCCUUGGCGGACGCGCUGCUGCCGAGGGGUCCGCCCGGGCCGGGGCCGGGGCUGGACGCGCGGCUGUGCCCGCGGUUCUGGCGGGUGGUGCAGGAGGGCCUGACGGAGCGGGACGGGCUGUGCCGCAAGCGGGCCCGCUACCUGCUGAAGCGAGCGCUGGACCUGAGCAGCGGCCAGCGCGCCGAGCUGCGCUGCCCCCCGGACGGCGGACACGAGCCGAGUCUGUUUUGGUGGUCUGCUGAGAAGAAUGAGCAACUCCUGCAGUUUUGGGAAACUUAUAUUUUGAUAAUGGAAACUUUGGAAGGAAACCAGAUCCAUGUCAUAAAGCCAGUAUUACCAAAACUAAACAGUUUAUAUGAGCAUGCCAUAUCACAGGACAAAGGUUGUUGGCUGUUUCACCCAUCGUGGCACAUGUGCGUUUAUAAACGAAUGUUUGAGAGUGAGAAUAAAACACUGACAAAGGAAGGCAUUCUUCAUUUUCUGGAGCUUUAUGAAACAAAGCAUCUUCCAAAUUCACUUGGUUUCUUGGAGUUUGUUAUUGGACCAUUAAUGGAUGCCCUGUCAGAAAGUUCCCUCUACAGCAGGACACCGAGUCAGUUAAUAGGAGCCUGUCCUCCUUUGGGAAUGAGGCUACAGAAGUUUUUGGCUACUUAUUUCAUGCUUCUUCCAGAAGAAGAAAAAGGUAGCUUCUUGUUAAAAUUUAUUCAGAAGAUGACAAGUAGGCAUUGGUGUGCUGUUCCCAUUUUGUUUCUUUCUAUGGCUCUGGCAUCUAUCCCUGCAUGUAAAGUACUUGGCGUUGAAGGACUUCAUGCUUUAAGAAAUGUCCUCCAAUGUACUAUGAUUACACAUCAGAUUUUGUUGCGUGGAGCUGCUCAGUGCUAUCUUCUUCAAACAACUAUGCAUUUGACAGAUGAGGAGAAAGUGUCUCUCCCAGAAGUUGCAAGCUUUCUUCUGUCCCUUAGACCAGAGGAGUCCCUAAGGAGGGAUACUUUGUUAUGGACAGAGCUUUGCAGUUGGUUGCAAGUGAAUGACACAUGCUUCAGAAAGUCUGUAACUUCUGAUUUUGAACAUCAAGAGACGUCAUCAUUAUGUCAAUAUGUACGCAGUCUCGUGGAAAAGUACUUUAAAACACCACCAUCUGAAAGAGAAAGUUGCUUUAUGCCUGACUGGUUUGAAGCUAAACUUGUUGCAACCAUGAUUCUGUUGGCUGCUGAUGUGGAGCAGAUGAAGAAUAAAUACAGUGGAAAAACCAACAUAGAAUGGAUUGAACUAGAGGCUUUCUUGAACCCUCUUCUGGAUGUCUUGAUGAAACUUGGCAGUAAUGCUUACAUACCAACUCUGAAAACAGAUAAAAGCCUACAGCUUCUCUUGAAGUUAUUGCAGACCCGUUCGUUAAAAUGUUCCAAUACGCAAGAUGAUAGGGUAUUGAUUUUCAUCUGGAAAUCUCUCCUGACACCUGUGGAGAGUAUUCUUGAAUUUAUUCUCCGACGUCUUACUACAGAUGAGCUAAGCACUGUUGGCGACCUGGAUCGUUGUGAUCUGUACUUAGCUUUAAUUCCAGAGAUAGUGCGUUUGUGCUUGGAAGUCGACUGGAAGAAAAUGACACCUAUCAAGAAUUUCAUUUCAUCCCUGACAAAUGCAUCUAUUUGUAAUCUUCAGGAGAGAAAUUCCGAAAAGGAGCCGAAGGUUAAAGAACAAAUUAAAAAAGUAGCUAGCAUGGCUUCACUUACAGCAGUAUGUGAGAUAAUGGAUCAGAAGCUGGAAGCACACCUGGAAUCCCUGCCUUCUGUGGAUGCUCUGAAGAAAUUUAUUUUCUUUUCUCAAUUCAAUGAAGUAUUAAAGAAACCAUCUUAUAUUGAAGAAAAAAGUGGCUUAUGUGAAGAAACAACAUCUCAAGGAUGGGGAAAAAUUGUUGCACGCUAUCUUCGUGACCAGUGGAUUUGCCUUCGUUUCAUUUUAAAUUCAUUUCCAACACUGGCUCAAGGGUGUGAAGAAACUUCAGGAAUGUCAUUAUCUACAGAAAGGUCCAAAAAAAUUCUCCAGUCUGCACUAGAAGCCCUAACUAUUCUUCCUUCAGACCAAGUUUUACCUGUGUUUGACUGCAUGAAAGUCCUUGUUCCAAAGCUUCUGGACUCAUCAGAGUCUCUCUGCAUAGAAGCAUUUGAUUUGGCUUGGAAAAUUAUAUCCUCUUUGAGCAAUACACAGCUAAUAUUUUGGUCCAAUCUAAAAGCUUUUGUUCAGUUCAUCUUUGAUGUCGAGGUCCUCGCUGUUGCUGCAAUUGCAAAGGGUCAAGUGUAUGCUAAAAUAAAAGAGAUAAUUUUCAAGCUCAUAGAUCUGUCCACUACAAAGACUGGAGUCUUCAAUGUAGUCCUUAGUCAUUGUUGUCAAUCUUGGAUGUUUCCUAGUGUUGAUGAGAGAAGUGCCUUGAAAAAUGCUUUCUUAAAUGCUGGAAAUUAUUGUGAGCUUAUCACUGAGGCUUGUGUCUUUGGAACUGUAUUUAGGAAAGAUCAGAGACUUAUUCAGGAUGUGCAUGCCUUCGUAGAAAAUCUUGGAGAAAAAUGUGCAGCAAACAUUGUUACAGAAAGUACAAAUCGAGAUGAUCACUACGUUCGUGUUUGUGCUAUUAAAUUUCUGUGCUUGUUGGAUGGAUCAAAUAUGUUGCAUAAGACGUUUAUGGAAGACAUUUUCAUCAAACUACUUGAUAAAGAUGAAGUGGUAUCCAGAUCUAGAACACGCUAUUAUGCAAACUCCUUACAGCAUAGAAUUAAAAACCGCAUAUGGCAGACGCUCUUAGUUCUUCUUCCAAAGCUUAACCAGAAUUUUUUGUGUGGAACCCUUGACAAAGUUUUUCAGGCUGGAUUCAGUAAUAAUCAGGCAUCUGUGAAAUACUUGAUAGAAUGGAUUGUUAUCUUGAGUCUACAUAAAUACCCCCAAUUCCUGAAUAAAUUCUGGGAUUGCUUUUGCUAUGAUGAAGAAAAGCUUAAAACAAGCAUCUGCACAUUUUUAUCAGUGUUAUCUCACUUUGACAUCAUUCUUCAAAAUACCUCAGAGAAGAGGCCAGCUUUGAAGAAAGCUCUCGUAGUUGUUCUACAGUGGUGUUUCAACCAUAAUUUCAGUGUUCGACUUUAUGCAUUAGUUGCCCUUAAAAAAAUCUGGGGUAUGUGCAGAAUGCUGCGUGUAGAAGAAUUUGAAGCUCUGACACCAGUUAUUGAAUCUAGCCUUCAGCAAGUGGAAAACAUGCAUGGCACAGGGAAUGCUAGAAGGAACUGGCAGCGAAUUCAGGAUCACUUCUUCUUUGCAACAUUUCAUCCACUUGAGGAUUACAGUCUAGAGACGAUAUUUUACACUCUUCCCCGCCUUGCGGAACUUGCUGAAGAUGAAUGGAUCCCACUCUCUAAAUUUGACAGAUUCACUGACAUUCCCUUGCCACCAGCAUUUCAGUGGUAUCAUUCUCGAACGGAACUUCGUGAUCUGAAACCAAGUGACUGGUCUCAGCAAGACAUGGGUUCACAUUCAGCUGAAACAGAUAGCCAGACAGAAUGGACUGAUGUUCAGAAAAAAAUUAUACCCUGGAAAAACAGUACUCCUAGUUUAGACUUGGAAAUGGCAUUUCAGGAUCGUGCUGCUAAACUCGGUAAAUCAAACAGCAGAUUGAUCGUGGUGGCUUCACUUAUUGAUAAACCUACCAACUUAGGAGGUUUAUGUCGUACAAGUGAAAUAUUUGGGGCAUCUGCAUUAGUUGUCGGCAGUCUUCAUUACAUACAGGAUAAGCAGUUCCAGCAUCUUAGUGUUUCUGCAGAGCAGUGGCUCCCCCUGGUUGAGGUGAAACCGUGUCAGCUUGUUGAUUAUUUACAGCAGAAGAAAACAGAGGGCUACACUAUUAUUGGUGUGGAGCAGACAGCUAAAAGUUAUGAUCUUACAGAAUAUUGCUUCCCAGAGAAGUCACUAUUAUUGCUGGGAAAUGAACAUGAAGGAAUCCCAGCAAACCUGAUUCACCAUCUGGAUGUCUGUGUGGAAAUUCCUCAGCAGGGUAUUAUUCGAUCACUCAAUGUUCACGUAAGUGGAGCUCUGCUGAUCUGGGAGUACACAAGGCAACAAGUGAUCAAGCAAAAACAACAAAAAUAACUGCCAAGAAUCUCGUGCCUUAUAGUACAGCUGGGUGGCUUCCCAUGGUGCUACGACAUGAAAUUCAGAAUAGAUGAGAUACAAACUCAGGGUGAAUGAGGAUUCUUAACUUUUGCAUGUUUUGUUCUCUGUAGUUUUCAGGGUGACUUUUAAAUGCCUUAAUACUUUACCUCCUUAAAUUGUUGCAUUGGAAAUAAAUACUAUUUAUAUUGCA
This is a messenger RNA of Empidonax traillii (willow flycatcher), 4969 nucleotides long. It is a transcript of the gene TARBP1, whose product is annotated as TAR (HIV-1) RNA binding protein 1. Gene Ontology annotation, molecular function: tRNA (guanine) methyltransferase activity; RNA binding. The transcript has 30 exons. The record is from RefSeq and is a predicted model, not a curated record. NCBI's taxonomy places the organism in Eukaryota, Metazoa, Chordata, Aves, Passeriformes, Tyrannidae. Bases 1 to 4755 code for a protein of 1584 amino acids. Gene Ontology annotation, biological process: tRNA methylation.